GCAAGAUCUUUGAUUUGUUUACAUAUACUGACGCCGGUACGCAUUAUUGUCUCAUUACAGAGUGGUUGACGUUGCAUACAAACGGUGAAUAAAAUCGGGUUGCAAAACAAGUCAGCUGCCAAGAUUGUCUGUUAUGAGGUGGACGUGCAUGAUGUUGGCUUCAGGCUUCUUCCAUGGGAGACGUCUAGGAUCAUUUUUGAGUUUGCCACAUAAGUUACAACAAAUAGCUGCAUAUAACUCGUAUUGGCCAGUUAUGCGAUUUUGCAGCAUACCAGUGAUACAAAACCACUCCUUGCCUCUGUGUUGCAUAAAUUUUGUGCCGUUCAGAGGCUAUGCUAAAGGAAAAGACAAGAAGAAAGAGAAGAAAGGUACCUUCUGUAUUCAUCUGUUAUACUGGAUGAAUCAAAUAUGCUACAAAUAUAUUUCUAGGAAAGAAAAAGAUUGAAAUUAAUGAGACCAUGUUGGGAGAAAUUGUAGAUGUUGAAAGUAUGAAAGCUCAGAUGAAGAAAGCAGUAGAUACUCUGAAGGAUGAAUAUAUUAAGAAUCUCUCUCUUCGUUCAACAACAGGUUCAAUUGAGUCACUCAAAGUACGAUUCGAAGGAAAGGAUUUCACAUUGCAGGAACUUGCACAAGUUAUCAGGAAGAACCCAAAAACUGUAAUUAUUGAUGUUUCAACAUUUCCUCAGGCCAUUCCGUCAGUGCUUCAGUCAAUACAGAAGUCAGGGAUGAAUCUCAAUCCACAGCAAGAUGGAACAACGCUGUACAUUCCUGUUCCAGUGGUAACAAAGGAAUACAGAGAAACUCUUGCAAAAAAUGCAAAAGUUCUUUUUAUCAGAUGCCGUGAUAAUGUGAAAGAUGUGCAAAAUCGAUAUAUUAAAAAGGUGAAAACUCUUGCAGAUAUUUCAGAGGAUACAUCUCACAGUGUUCAAGAACAGAUUGCUGCUUUCGCAGACCAAUAUUUGGCAGAAGCAACAAAGAUUUUCGAAGCCAAAGAAUCUGAGCUCUUACGAUAAGGAAGAUCUAAGGUGUCUAGUGUGAAUGUUUUAGCUGUAUAAAUGUCUUUGAAUGAUAUUGAAAAUGUGACUAGAGACACUGAUAAAUGUGUAAUUAGUAUACAUUUGGGUUUUUGUUGUGAAAUAAACUGAAAAGAGA
Schistocerca cancellata (South American locust) is the source of this 1152-nucleotide messenger RNA. RefSeq names its product ribosome-recycling factor, mitochondrial (gene mRRF1). The coding region runs from base 459 to 1013 and encodes 184 amino acids. Gene Ontology annotation, molecular function: ribosomal large subunit binding. The record is from RefSeq and is a predicted model, not a curated record. The transcript is spliced from 6 exons. NCBI's taxonomy places the organism in Eukaryota, Metazoa, Arthropoda, Insecta, Orthoptera, Acrididae. Gene Ontology annotation, cellular component: mitochondrion. Gene Ontology annotation, biological process: translation.